Bipolaris victoriae FI3 is the source of this 180-nucleotide messenger RNA. RefSeq lists its product as hypothetical. Lineage: Eukaryota; Fungi; Ascomycota; Dothideomycetes; Pleosporales; Pleosporaceae. The record is from RefSeq and is a predicted model, not a curated record. The annotation marks the transcript as partial. The transcript has a single exon.
UUGCCAGUCCUUGCCAAAAUCUUUACUUCAUUAACACUCGGUUCAUUGUACGACACAUUUUACAACACGGCUUGGCGUUUAUCCGGAUCCGGCGUUUACAUCAUCGACGGCGCUCGACAGUUUGCUCCUGCUUUAGAUCUCCUACACGCCACCUGUCCUUCCUCCGAAAGAUCUAUCUGA